This is a messenger RNA of Linum trigynum, 504 nucleotides long. The record is from the annotation of a GenBank genome assembly. NCBI's taxonomy places the organism in Eukaryota, Viridiplantae, Streptophyta, Magnoliopsida, Malpighiales, Linaceae.
AUGCAUUCCUUUGGAUUCAGAGCCAAUGCUGUUCUGACGUUUGGGAUCACCAUCCUCGCGCUCAUCUGCGCCAUGGCCUCCAUCUCUGAUAACUUCAAUUCUCCCCAUCCGUCUGCCGAAAUCCAGAUAUUGAACAUCAAUUGGUUUCAGAAACAGCCUCACGGGAAUGAUGAGGUCAGUCUUACAAUGAACAUAACAGCAGAUCUGCAGUCACUCUUUACAUGGAAUACAAAGCAGGUUUUCGUAUUUGUAGCUGCAGAAUAUGAAACCCCAAAGAACGCAUUGAACCAGGUUUCACUUUGGGACGCUAUAAUCCCAGCCAAAGAGCACGCGAAGUUCUGGGUUCAGACAGCUAACAAGUAUCGGUUUGUUGAUCAGGGAAGCAAUCUCCGGGGUAAGGAUUUCAACCUGACAUUGCAUUGGCAUGUCAUGCCCAAGACUGGCAAGAUGUUUGCCAACAAGCUAGUCAUUCCAGAGUACCGCCUCCCAAAAGAGUACAGAUAG